This is a messenger RNA of Polyodon spathula (Mississippi paddlefish), 1479 nucleotides long. Its product is annotated as tRNA selenocysteine 1-associated protein 1-like. NCBI's taxonomy places the organism in Eukaryota, Metazoa, Chordata, Actinopteri, Acipenseriformes, Polyodontidae. Gene Ontology annotation, molecular function: tRNA binding. The coding region runs from base 150 to 1043 and encodes 297 amino acids. The transcript is spliced from 9 exons. The record is from RefSeq and is a predicted model, not a curated record. Gene Ontology annotation, cellular component: nucleus. Gene Ontology annotation, biological process: selenocysteine incorporation.
CAACAGGAAGACCUGUGCAGCGUGGGAAGUGUGUGUGUGUUUUUUAAGAGAGUAAACUUUGACAGCUGCAGCGAUGCCAGUUCUGCUUAAAAUUUCUGCUUUUGAGUAAUUGGUUAAUUUAAAGAUAGAAGACGGUUACUCUUUCAAGAAUGAGUAGUCUGUGGAUGGGAAACCUUGAGCCUUACAUGGAUGAGAAGUUUGUCUCCCGUGCCUUCGCCACCAUGGGAGAGCUUGUCAAGGGAGUCCGAAUCAUUCGAAACAAGAUGACAGGGUCAGCAGCUGGUUACUGCUUUGUAGAGCUUGCAGAUGAAGCAACAGCAGAGCGAUGUCUUCUUAAAAUCAAUGGGAAACCCCUGCCAGGGGCAACGCCGUCUAAAAGAUUCAAGUUAAACCGGGCCACUUAUGGAAAGCAGGGUGACAGCAGCCCCGAGUAUUCCCUGUUUGUUGGUGAUCUGACUCCUGAAGUAGAUGAUGGGAUGCUCUAUGAAUUUUUCCUGAAGCGAUACGUGUCUUGCCGGGGAGCGAAGGUGGUUUUGGACCAGCAUGGCAACUCCAGAGGCUGCGGUUUUGUGAAGUUUAUGGAUGAAAAUGAACAGAAACGGGUUCUUAAGGAGUACCAGGGAGCAUUGGGGCUCGGAGGAAAGCCGUUGCGAUUAAGUCUGGCAGUAACUAAAGCGAGUAAGCCAGCGCCACCCGUAGCAAGCUAUCCCCAAACCUACAACUACAACCAAAUACCAUACAAUCAGUAUUACCAGGAGUACCAGGAGUACCAGCAGUACCAGAAUUACUACGCUAACUGGGGCUAUGAUCAGAACACAGGGAGCUACAGCUACAGCUAUCCCCAGUACGGGUACACACAGAGCGCCAUGCAGUCCUAUGAAGAAGUAGAUGAUGAUGCCCUUGAAGAUCCAACCCCCCAGAUUGAUGUUGAAGAAGCCAACCGGCAGUUUAUGGAGCAAAGCGAGGAGCUGUAUGACGCACUAAUGGACUGUCACUGGCAGCCUUUGGACACUGUGUCUUCAGAAAUCCCGGCUUCGCUGUAGGCUUUGUUUCAUUGGAGGAGUGAUGUGCAUUAAUCAGACAAUCUGCAUUCAACAGCAGAGAGGACACACUUCACUGUUCUGAACACUUUGUCUUUUUAAAUGAUUUGAAGAACUAUGUUGACUAUUGUUUAAAUUCAAGAACUGUCAGCCAAGGGAUUCAACUUUUCAAUCCCUUCUAUAUAUUGCUGGGGGGGGGUCGAAAAGGACUUCCGUUAAUAUGUCAGUUUUUGGGGGUUAUCCUGGGUAAAUUAACAGAGUAUUUUGGAACUUUUGUGUUUUUAUUUAAAAUAUAUAUAUUAUGCUGUAUAUAUUAUUACCCAGUUUUCUUUUUGUUGUCUGUAAAAUAUAAAUUCACAUCGAGCCCCAAAACGGCAAUGGUAUGUGUGUAAGGGUUAUUUUAUUCUGUUGACUUUCUUUAAACAGAACCCCCCCCCCC